Molecule: messenger RNA, 300 nt
Organism: Cooperia oncophora
Lineage: Eukaryota; Metazoa; Nematoda; Chromadorea; Rhabditida; Trichostrongylidae
Source: the annotation of a GenBank genome assembly
AUGAACAACGAGAUUUGCCCCAGCGGUUUGCCAUCAGGAAAUUUCGAAGCAAAUGUUGAGGAGCCGUCGCUUCCAGCACCGAACCGAAUUCCCAUUUGGCGACGGAAAGCCUUUCCUCCAACUCCUGCUCGGAGCGAUGAUCCAUACGAAUUCUCCUCGUCAAACCUCACACCUGCAAUUAAACGAGUCAAAUCAAGAUCGAAGAUGCCUUCUAACAAUUCCAAUGUGAUGCGUAAAGCUGCUGUGUUUGCUUCGCACGUCCAGUUCCAUUCUUCGACGUCACUGGUGGGCAGUUCGGGG